Drosophila eugracilis is the source of this 1684-nucleotide messenger RNA. It is a transcript of the gene alpha-Man-Ic, whose product is annotated as mannosyl-oligosaccharide alpha-1,2-mannosidase IA. Gene Ontology annotation, molecular function: calcium ion binding; mannosyl-oligosaccharide 1,2-alpha-mannosidase activity. The record is from RefSeq and is a predicted model, not a curated record. Gene Ontology annotation, biological process: carbohydrate metabolic process; N-glycan processing. NCBI's taxonomy places the organism in Eukaryota, Metazoa, Arthropoda, Insecta, Diptera, Drosophilidae. Gene Ontology annotation, cellular component: endoplasmic reticulum; Golgi membrane.
CUUAGUUUCCUAAUGCACUUCUUUUAUUUCGGAAUUCGACGAGCGCAUUAUAAAUGGUAUACGGCAAAUUCCGCAGAAAGAAUCCGGAUGAUUGCUACCGGAAUUUUUACGGUCGGCGUUAUUUUUAUUACCUAUAUUCAGUGCGAUGCAAUGGUGAAAGAAUUCUUUCAAAAAGAUGUUGAAAACGAAGUGAUUAUAAGUGAAAUAAACCCAUCUGAGAUGCGAACGAAGAUUAGGGAGAUGAUGCUGCACGCCUGGCGAAAUUAUGCUCAAGUCGUGUGGGGUACAAAUGAAUUUCGUGCGAUUUCGGGACGUGUCCAUGUCGGUAGUGAUUUCGGGUCGUACAAACUCGGCGCUACUAUUAUCGAAAGCUUGGACACACUGCACUUGAUGGGUCUGGAAAAAGAGCUGAAGCGUUCCCGGGAUUGGAUCGAUAAGUCAUUUACUCUGGAUCGCGUUGACGAACCUUUGUCCGUUUUUGUUUUGACAUCCAGGCUGCUUUGCCCUAUGCUUACACUCUACUCCCUCACUGGGGAUCCUUUUUACAAGGAAAAGGCCAUCCAUAUUGCCGAUAAGAUACUGCCUGCCUUUGACACAUCAACUGGAAUACCAAGACGACUCGUGGUCCCAAAAGAAGGCAGCACCCUCACAAAGUACCUGGAUGACGUGUCUCUAACUUCAGAGUUUGGAGCCCUGCACUUGGAGUUCUUUUACCUCAGCGAAAUCACUGGAAAUUCAGUUUACAAGGACCGGGUGGAGGGUAUUCGGAAGAGAUUAGCUAAAGCAAACAAUUUGAAUGGUCUAUAUCCAAAUGCCUUUUGCACGAAAUAUGGUAAAUGGGAAAACCAAAAUUGCUCGAUGAACCGAUACCAUGAUAUUCUGUUAAAGUCAUGGGUGCAAUCCGGGAAAGUUGAUCUUGAAAAUGCCGAUCAGUUUAAAGAAGAUUUGCUGGCUGUGGCGCAAAAUCUGGUUGUCAUAAAUCCUGAGGGCGUAACCUAUGUUUCGGAGUUAAUUGGUAGUACCUUAACGCAUCGGAUGAAACAGUCAGAUUGUUUCGCUGGCGGCCUUUUCGUCCUGGGAGCAGCGGAAGCUAUGAUGAAGCACUGGGAGAAGUACGCCCAGAUCGGCAUUGGCAUAACAGAAACGUGCCAUGACAUGUUCUACGAUUCGAGUACUCAAUUGGGUCCUGAUAGUUUUGCCUUUACAAAAGAAAGCCAGGAGGAAAUAUCUACCCUUCAGAGAAACUUCUAUAUGCUGCGGCCAGAAGUCGUCGAAAGCUACUUGGUGCUUUGGCGAUUGACUCAUCACCCUAAGUAUCGCAAGUGGGGAGUUGAGAUGAUACUAGCGAUAGAGAAAUACUGUCGGACGCCAAACGGAUAUACUGGUAUUAUGGACGUCCAUAACAGGUCUUCGGAGCCAGAUGACGUGCAAAGAACUUUCUUCCUAGGCGCGACCCUCAAGUACUUGUUCCUUUUGUUUUCCGACGAUGGAGUGAUUUCCUUGGAAGAGUGGGUGUUCAACAGUGCAGGACAUUUCCUACCUAUCAAGGGGGUAAAUGCGAUGUAUCGGGAAUAUAAAAUAAAUAAUUAAACAAAUAAAUAUCACAGAAUAACUAUCUUCAGCUGAAAACAACUUGUAAUCAAUUAAAUAAAAUAUGAAAGACGAAGAAGUACUUUAAUCCAAA